UCGCCCCCACCUCUUUUGAAAAAAAUGAAAUCCACCGCCAAUCCGAAAUUUUCCAUUUUGCUUGCAAUCAAACGUUGCGCAUAUUCCAAGCAAAAUCACCACCACUGAAAAAUCCCCGAUUGAAUCGAGUAGAAGAGGAAUCAAAUUCGAGGAAAACAAACACAAAUGGAGAAUCUGGGCGAUGAAUUUGUUCUUCCCAAACUCAAUGAAAUCCCAGAAAAAACAUUAGGGUUUAUCAAUAAUCAAGGGUUUAAGUUUAACCCUCUUGAAAACCCUUCAAAGUUUGAAGAUCUAGCAAUUGAACUCAAUACCAAUUGUGCCCAUCUUCAAACCCAUCUCCAAAAUCUCCAUAAAAGUCUUGGGAAAUUGUUAAUUUCAUGGGGUUCUCGCUCAAUUCGCGCCAAAUCUUCUCUUCAAGAUUUCACCAUUAAUUUGGAAAAUCUCAGCAUCAUUUCCUCCUACUGUGGGAAUAGGGAGCAAAGUAGGAGUUUUGAGCAGAUUGUAGGGAAUGAUUUGCCUCACAUUGCAAAGGAGUUGCGGCGAAUUGAAACUAUACGCGAGUAUGCAGGGGUUGCCCUAAAGUUGGAAACACUGGUUGGAGAUCUAGAGGAUGCUGUAUCUGCUGUGAAUCGACGCACUGGAUAUACGUUUUCAAAAUUUGAUCCAAGUCCAUCCCCAGGAAAUCUUCAUGCAAAGUUAGACAAUGUACAUAGGGCUGCAAAUGCCAUAAAAGAUAUCGAGAAGCUUCUAUUGGGUGUACUGAAAGAUCAUCCUCAAUGGUGCAACCUUUUGAAGGCUGUUGAUGCAAGAGUGGAUAAGACGUUGGGCGUGAUUAGGCCACAGGUAAUUGCCGAUCACCGAAGUCUUCUAGCUUAUCUAGGAUGGCCUCCCAAAUUUUUGGCGUCAAACACACAAUAUGGCGAGUCAACAGGCAUCCCAAAUCCCUUAGUUCUCAUGCAAGGAGAAAAGAAGCAAAGCUAUUCACAAAGUUUUCUAGCACUUUGUGCAUUGCAGCAUGUGCAGAUUUUGAGGGAAGAACGGCACCUUAUUUUGUUGGGAAAAAAGAAAGAAGAAACUUUGAGGCUUUGGGCCAUUGAUGAACUGGUAUCUUCAAUCGCAUCAAGGAUUGAACAUCAUUUCCUCAAAUGGAUUGAUCAACCUGAACUUAUGUUUGCUCUUGUUUAUAAAAUUACUCGGGAUUUUAUCGAAGGAGUGGAUGAUGUUUUGCAGCCUUUAAUCGACGAGGCGAGGCUAGUCAGCUGUAGUGCUAAGGAAGCUUGGGUGUCGGCAAUGGUGCAAGUUCUUUCUGGAUUCUUGGGUAAAAAAGUUUUCCCAGUUCUUGUUGGAAGAUACAAGGAGAAAAGCACUAAAACCGAUGCUAUUUCUUCAUGGCUUCAUCUGAUUGAUGAAAUUGUGAGAUUUGAUAAACGUAUGCAAUCGUUUAUCAGUUCAGAAACAUAUCUUUUCCCGGGUUCAUCAGCAAGUAUGUCAGCAUUGUCUUCAUUUUGUGAUAGACCCGACUGGGUUAAUAUCUGGGCUAAGAUAGAACUAAAGGAUGCAUGGAAUAAACUAAAACCAGAACUCAAAGAUGAACGAGCUUGGUCUACUGAUCAUAAGUUAAAGACAGAAAAUGAAAAUGAUCAGUACUUUUUAUCUACUAGAGAAGAUCAUAAAGCUCCUUUAGCUGCAGAAUAUGCUCUUAAAACAGCUUGGGAACUGAUGCAACGGUGCAAGACUUUACCAGGAACUGCACGUCGAAUACAGUUCAUCCGAUCAGCACCCGGAAAAUUCCUAUGGCGUUUCUUUAAACUUUUGAUUUCGAGGCAUAAAAGUGCUAACUUUCCUGCUUAUGAUGCUGAGGAAAACCUAGUGAAAGUCUGUCAAUUGAUCAAUGCAGCUAGGUAUUCCGAAUUCAAGUUGCAAGAAUGGAGUGAUGAUGUUGAUCUUUUGGAGCUGAGAAUUGUUGAAAAGGGACUAACUCUUGAUCCUAAGCUCGACGCAACGCAUGUUAGUUGCUUCUUUGAAGAACAGAUUGGGAGCUUAGUUGAGAUGCAGACAACUUGGCUCAUGGAGUUCAUCACUCACGUUCUCCAUCAAUUUGAAAACCACUCGUACUACUACUUCCAUAACGUGGAACAAUUUGAGCAAGUUAGAACAACUCCAAUGAUCCCUUUUUUAACCAGCGGAGUUGCUCUUACUGAAGGAGAUACAACUCUAUCUGAUGAUCUUGUUGAAGCACUUGAUUAUUUGAGAAGCCAACUUCUUCUAAUCAAAGAAUAUCUUAACCCUAACGACUUCUUGGAUACGUGGAGAAGUAUAGCUGACGGACUCGACCAUUUCACAUUCCGCAGUCUUCUCUCUGUUAAUGCUCGAUUCUCUGACAAUGGAGCUAAACAGUUCAGAAUUGAUAUGGAAGGUUUGUUCUUUGCUUUCAAGGGUUUAUGUGCUCGUCCUGAAGCCUUUUUCCCGCGUAUUAGGGAUUUGCUCAAGCUGUUGAAACUGAGUAAAAAGGAAGUACAGGAUCUGAAGUCCGAACUUUUAGACCAUGCGAAAUGUUCUGAUUGUUUGUUAACUUACAGUAUUUCCAGUUUAUCUGUUGAUCAGACAUUAGAGAUAUUGAAUAACAGGACAUUUUCCGUCUGAAUCAGAAAUUCGAACAACUCUGUUUACCUGAGUAAGGGUCGUUUUAGAUUCAGAAACAAGCAAAUUCAUGGCUUGAAAUGCUGGAGUAUUUUCAUGUGG
Molecule: messenger RNA, 2742 nt
Organism: Spinacia oleracea (spinach)
Lineage: Eukaryota; Viridiplantae; Streptophyta; Magnoliopsida; Caryophyllales; Amaranthaceae
Product: RINT1-like protein MAG2L
Exons: 5
Coding region: 166-2643 (825 amino acids)
Biological process (GO): regulation of ER to Golgi vesicle-mediated transport; endoplasmic reticulum to Golgi vesicle-mediated transport; retrograde vesicle-mediated transport, Golgi to endoplasmic reticulum
Cellular component (GO): Dsl1/NZR complex
Source: RefSeq, a predicted model, not a curated record